UGUCAAGACUUUCAAGAUGAGUAGACUUGUGAUACUUCUUAUUGUCACUGUAUUUGUCGAAUAUAGUUUAGGAGAAAAAUCUUGUCCACCACUAGUUAAAUUUAGAAAAGGAUGUAACGUUUGUAUCUGCAGUCCCAACGGUUUUGAUUAUACCUGUACACAGAAUAAAUGCCAUCCAACGAAACGGAGCGACAACUUGGAAAUGUUAUUAUCGGAUGAGGAUUAUUAUAAGGAUGAUAUGAGCAAUGACAUCAAUUCAGAAUCUACCUCUGACUCAGCCGAAAUGGACGACUUUGAUAGUGAGGAAGAUAUCAGUGAUAGCGAUGAAAUUACCGAUGAUAAGGAAGUCCGUUUUAGAGAUAACAACGAACUUGACAGCGACGAUUUGAGUGAUGAUGAUGAUGAUGAUUUUGAUUCAGACAGUUUUUACGAAAACUUUGAUAGUGAGGAUGAUGAUCAUUAUGUCGGCAAAAGAAAACCUGCUCCUUGGAGAAAACAUAAACAGUUCCCUUAAGAUAUUAUUUUGUAAAAAACUAUUAAAAUGAGGAUUAUUUAAAAAAUAAUUAGUAUUUUUUGAAUUAUACUAGUUAUAUAUUUAUUAAAUGAAAAAAAUAAAGAACAGUUAUUAUUUCUUUGUGUAGUUUG
Molecule: messenger RNA, 645 nt
Organism: Diabrotica balteata
Lineage: Eukaryota; Metazoa; Arthropoda; Insecta; Coleoptera; Chrysomelidae
Source: the annotation of a GenBank genome assembly